AUGGGAUUACUUACUAUAAUUCGAAAACAGCGUCGUAAGGAACGAGAGAUGAGGAUUUUGAUGCUCGGACUAGAUAAUGCCGGCAAGACGACAAUUGUCAAGAAAUUGACUGAUCAGGAUAUCUCUGUUGUUGCUCCUACUCUCGGUUUCAAUAUCAAUACUCUCAUCCAUCGAUCUUAUUCCCUCAACAUAUGGGAUGUGGGUGGCCAGAGUACUUUGAGAGCCUAUUGGCGAAACUAUUUCGAAGCAACAGACGCGAUCAUUUGGGUGGUGGAUUCAGUGGAUCGAGAAAGAUUAAAAGAGACUUCCAAAGAGCUUGACAAAUUAUUAGUAGAGGAGCGGUUAGCCGGUGCAUCUCUUUUGAUUUUUGCCAACAAGCAAGAUCUUUCGGGUUCUUUGACCCCAGAAGAGAUCGAAAAAGCUCUGGACUUGUCUAACAGGCCAAGCAGCCAUCGCUCAAAAAUUUUACCUUGUAGUGCUACUGUCGGUACCAAUCUGAAAGAAGGUCUCGAUUGGGUAGUUGAUGAGGUGGCAAGUCGCCUUUAUGUCUUGGUAUGA
This is a messenger RNA of Melampsora larici-populina 98AG31, 558 nucleotides long. RefSeq lists its product as uncharacterized. The transcript has 5 exons. Gene Ontology annotation, biological process: protein folding. Gene Ontology annotation, molecular function: GTP binding; GTPase activity. The record is from RefSeq and is a predicted model, not a curated record. Gene Ontology annotation, cellular component: cytoplasm; microtubule cytoskeleton. The coding region runs from base 1 to 558 and encodes 185 amino acids. Lineage: Eukaryota; Fungi; Basidiomycota; Pucciniomycetes; Pucciniales; Melampsoraceae.